Molecule: messenger RNA, 558 nt
Organism: Saprolegnia diclina VS20
Lineage: Eukaryota; Oomycota; Saprolegniomycetes; Saprolegniales; Saprolegniaceae
Exons: 1
Coding region: 1-558 (185 amino acids)
Source: RefSeq, a predicted model, not a curated record
AUGAGCUGGCUAAGUACCACGAGUGAGCACCGGUUUCCGUUCAUGAGCAUCGCACGCAGUGCGUGCAAGGUGAUGGACCGAUGCGUCGCCGACGUCCUGACCCACGCGUCGCGCCUCGGCCACGUCUUCUUGGCCGUCGAAGACACUCCGGACGCCUUUGCCUUGGAGCUCAAUGCGCAUUUCCCGCACACGUCGCGGCUUCUCGAGCGAUAUGCACCGGCCAUGGUCUUCAAGGCACCACAGGCGUCGACCGACGACAUGUACGACGCGAUGUUGCGCGAGAUCGUCGCCCAAGCCCGCGCGGUGCGGACGCAGUGCACGGUCGCGCUGACCGUCUUUGGGCCCGACGCGCUGCGCGCGGCGUGUCAUCGUGUCGCUAAGCGUCUCACGGCCGUCUUGCCCAAAGCCAUCUACACGAUGUCGACCGCCACGUCCACCGCAAGCAUGGAAGCCCGACUGCGGCAGGUCGACGUGCAUCUGGAUAUGAUUGUACGACACGCGACACCGCUUGACCUCUCGAUCGCAACCCCGCUGCCACCUGUCUGCGUCGACCUGUAA